Messenger RNA from Callithrix jacchus (white-tufted-ear marmoset), 1431 nucleotides. It is a transcript of the gene TSLIG3C, whose product is annotated as family with sequence similarity 98 member C. The record is from RefSeq and is a predicted model, not a curated record. Gene Ontology annotation, cellular component: tRNA-splicing ligase complex. NCBI's taxonomy places the organism in Eukaryota, Metazoa, Chordata, Mammalia, Primates, Cebidae.
UUGCGCGCUGCGCUUCUGGGGCGGAGCCUGCCGCCCGCCGCGAGGGGGCGCGCGCCUGGCGCGGAGGCGACGCGUUCAUGGAGGGGGUGAAGGCGGAAGCGCGGGAGGGGGCCGCGGUGGCCCGGGACCUGCUGGCUCUAGGGUAUGGGGGUGUCCCGGGGCUGGCGUCGCGGGACGCCUCAUGCCCAGACUUCAGGGCGCUGUGCGCGCAGCUGGCGGCGGAGCUGGCGAAGCUGGGCGCCCUGGAGCAGCAGCGAGAGGCGGGCGCCGAGGUGCUGAGCGCCGGCGACGGCCCCGGCGCGGAGGAGGACUUUCUGCGGCAGCUUGGCCGCCUAUUGCGGGAGCUGCACUGUCCGGAUCGCAGGCUCUGCGGUGGGGAUGGCGCGGCUGAGCUUCGGGAACCCGGCUCCAGCCUGCGCCUGCUACGCUUUCUCUGCUCAGAACUCCAAGCCACCCGCCUCCUGCGCCUGCGCUCUCUGCUGGAUCCCAGUCCUGGACCACCCCUUGGUGAAGGGGUGGAGGGAACUUGCAUGGUCCAGGAACUGGGCCUUACCCUCCAAGCCCUGGGACUGCACAGACCUGCACCAGGGACCCCCGCCAGCCAGCUGCUGCAGGAGUUGCAUGCUAAGAUCUCAGAGCUACAGCCUUCUCUGCCGCCCGGGUCCCUGCAGCCCCUCCUCAGCUCCUCGCUAGAUGCACCCAGAUGGGAAGCAUUGGAGUCUCUGUCCCAGAGCCUGAGAGAUCAGUACCACUGCCGCCGCUGUCUCCUCCUCAAGCGCCUUGACCUCACCACAUCUGCUUUCCACUGGAGUGACCGGGCAGAGGUGUGGGCAGAGGAACGGGCAGAAUUGGAGAGGCCCAGUUGUGGGUGGCUGCAGUUGCAGGGAGGAAGAAUGAAGGCCAGGAAUAUCACCCUCUUGGAGGCCCAAGGAGAGGCCAUGAGGGCAGUGCUGAUCCCACUUCGAGAGUUUCUCACCCCAGAAUCGGACAUCUCCCUCGCACAUGUCCUGGCUGCCCGAGCUGACCUGUCUCGUCUUGUCCCAGCCACCAGUGUGGCUGUCCGCAGAGGGACCUGCUGUGCCAUCAACAAGGUGCUUAUGGGCAACGUUCCAGACCGGGGAGGCCGCCCAAAUGAGCUGGAGGCUCCCAUGCCCACCUGGAGGAGCCGAACAGAGGGUGGAGGUGGACGGAAGACAGGCCCCCAGUGCUGGGGCCGCAAGAAGAAGAAGAAGAAGUAAAGAGGGACUGGUGGGUCGGGGCAGGGGUCCUCCAUGAGAUGCUAAUGCCGUUGGUCAUCUGGGGAGUUGGUUUAAGUUUUUCCUUGGUAUUUGACUUCUCAUCUCCUAUUCCUGAGGCCCCAAAUGCCCCACUCCCAUGCACCCGUCAAUACCAAGAGCCAUGUUCUCUGGAGAAUAAAUUUAAUUUAUGACA